CGAACAACCACCAACGACAGGACGGCGGUGACCUCACCUCGGCUCAGUCAGGGAAAGCGACUGCAAACUAAGCGUAACUUGACUGUUAUACGGUGAUCUUGCACAGGACAUAUCUCGAUGUGCUCUUGUGUUGGUUAAACCUAUCACCAGGACACCGGUUCCAAAACCCUUUCACAGUCUCAACGGCAUAUCAGAGUUUGUCGAAUCCAGGCCAGCGAGACAACAAAAGCAGUGAUGGACACAAGCUUCCUCUAACCCACAUGCUUGAUAUCUCUCCAGCGCCAUCAUCGCAGACCAUGAGCGAGCUUCAAAGGAAGUGGGCCAAGGCAAGACUCAACUCCUCCGCCGCGCACGCCAUGGCGCCGCCACCAGUACUGCCCGGGUUCGAUGAACUCGAGGAGGACGGCUUCAGCUCGGCCUCUGUGCCCAACACCCCGCAAGACGACGACUCGUCGUCCGCCUCGUCAUUAUCGUCCACUGGCACUGUGAUUCCCUCGCCCGGCCGCGCGCUGUUUGCUCGGCCGCAGGGCUUCCCAGGCGGCCGCUCGCUCGAUCCGAUCCCCUGGACGACCUACUUUGAGCGCGAGCUGUUUCUCCCGUCAGACGACGGCACCGUGACCUACCACGCUUACCUAACAUCACCGGCGCCGCCGGCCGGGCCGGGCAAGACCGGCGGGCCGCUCUUCGUGACCCACCACGGCGCCGGCUCCUCGGGCCUCUCGUUUGCCGUCCUCAGCUCAGAAAUCCGAAAGCGCCUCCCCACGGCAGGCAUCCUCUCGCUCGACGCCCGCGGGCACGGGCUCACAGUUACCAGCAGCUCCUCCAACUCGGAGGGUAACGCCCACACACGGCAAACGUCGCAAGGAGAAACCGAAGACCUCACCCUGUCCCGCCUCUCCGCCGACCUCCUCGCCGUAAUGAACCUCACAAAACGGGCCAUGCACUGGCCCGCGCUUCCACCCAUCAUUCUGGUAGGCCACUCACUCGGCGGCGCCGUGGUGACCGAGCUGGCCGCUUCGUUGCCCUUACCCUCCACCGCAUCAUCAUCAUCAUCAACACCCCUCAACAACAACAACAACAACCCCCCUCCAACCGACAGCAGCAGCAGCGACAUAGACCUGCUCGGCUACGCGGUUCUGGACGUGGUCGAGGGCUCCGCCAUGGACGCGCUGCAGAGCAUGCAGGCGUACCUGGCGACGAGGCCCAGCGGGUUCGACUCGCUGCGCGACGCCGUCGAGUGGCACGUGCGGUCGCGGACGGUGCGCAACGCCGUCAGCGCGCGCGCCAGCGUUCCGGGACUGUUGGUCAAACAUGGGGUUGGCGGUAGCAAUAAUACUGAUACGGAUCCUGCUAAUAGUAGUAAUAACAAUGAUACUAGUAAGGAGGAGGUUGUAAGUGGCAGUGGUAGGGGUGGUCGUGCGGGUGGGAGCGGGAGGAGAGCCGCCGCGAGAGCGUGGAGGUGGAGGACAGACCUGGCCGCGACGCAGCCGUUUUGGGAGGGCUGGUUUGUCGGCCUGAGCAAGAAGUUUCUGAGCGGAAGAGGGGGCAAGCUGUUACUGCUCGCCGGGACGGACCGGCUGGAUACCGAGUUGACCAUCGGGCAGAUGCAGGGUAAAUAUGCCCUGCAAGUGUUUCCCGAGGCGGGGCAUUUCAUACAUGAGGACCUACCGGAGAAGACGGCGGUGGCCCUGGUGGACUUUUAUCGCCGCAAUGACCGGAGCGCUCUCGUGUUGCCGCCAAAGGUGUCGGACUUGCUGGCGCAGGGGAAGAAGGUGUGAGCCUAUCCAUAUACUAGGCUUGUGCUCAUUUUCUGAUUGCGUGUUGCCCGAGACGGGCAGUGCGUGGGUUGUACCAGUUAUUUGCUGUGAUACCAUAUAUAUUGAGUCCAAU
This is a messenger RNA of Canariomyces notabilis, 1890 nucleotides long. Its product is annotated as protein phosphatase methylesterase. The transcript has 4 exons. Gene Ontology annotation, biological process: protein demethylation. NCBI's taxonomy places the organism in Eukaryota, Fungi, Ascomycota, Sordariomycetes, Sordariales, Chaetomiaceae. Gene Ontology annotation, molecular function: protein methylesterase activity. The coding region runs from base 261 to 1778 and encodes 505 amino acids. The record is from RefSeq and is a predicted model, not a curated record.